GUUUUAACCAGUCCAUGUAUGGAGUUACCCGUGGGAUAAAUGUUUCUGUACGUACCCGGAAGUUCAGCGAUAAACGCCGAUAUAAUACAUGUGUAAGAAUGAACAGCGGUGAGACGAGAAGAGGUAGAUUUUGAUAAAUUCUUGAAUGAUUAUAAGGUAUCUAUGAUUUCUAACCAUGUGUCGAAAAAAGAGAACACUCUGAAGCAAACGCUUAAACACGAUUUGCUGAACGUGGACCAAUAUGGAAUCAUAUAUUAUCGGUUUGGCCGUCCUGGCAGUGCUAGUUUUUCUGCUGAUAGUUGCCAUCAUUUUGUUGACUUUGUUUUUCUUACGGAGACUCAGACGCCAGAGUGAUAAAUUAUCAAACAUUGAAAAAGCUUUACAAGAGAAAGACACGCCCUUGCGGAAUCUCUCGUCGAAAACCUCGGACCGUCCUCAGACGGACAGUGCCGUGGAUGUUAGUGAGUUAGACAAUAGCUUCGGUCCUCUGGACAGAAACAACACUGCUAACCCAAAAAUCAUAUCCAUACGCAGUACGAAGUCUCUCAGUGUUAUUACGCGCCGCAGCGUUCAUUGCGUGACCUCUGAACCUAAUAGACCGCCACCUCUUCCAGCUCAAGUGGUUAAUCUUACUCAGGUGACAGAAAACAACCCUAAGAAUGAGCAAACCACAGCAGACGACAUCAAAUUUAAUACCAGUCUCUCAGACGAGUUUAUGGGUGUUUAUGAAUCUUAUUUUAAGCAAAAUGUUGCUAAAAAUCGACCGACAUCGGUUCUCUGUCCUGCCGAUUCGGAAAACAAAACAGUUCAGUUCGAGACGGGUAUGUUUGUGCACAAAGAAAUAGACGCAAGCGGAGGAGAAAUGGACAUUUCCGGUGUAAAGCUUAAAAUACCCAAAGGGGCUGUAGAGAAAAAGACAAGAUUUACACUAGGAAUAACUUGGGACAUGGAUGUGUUCCCUGACUUAUCCAAACGAAAGGCUCUACUUAGUCCUUUGGUCGUCUGCCAACCGUCUAUGUCUUUCAGAAAACCAGUGGAACUUAAUUUUCCACACUGUGCAGACAAAAUAGAUGUUAACUGGAAGUGGGAAAUCAUUAAGCGGGGUGGCGACUUAACGCAGCAGAGUUCUUGGAACAGCAUCACUCUCGAGGACUACGACCAGAGGAUGGUUUCCAAGUCAUCCGUGACGAUUCACCUCCAUCACUUCACGAUAUUCGCUCUGAUCGGCACGUCCAAGGAUGACCGAGUGGCGGCCAAAGCUGUACAAAUGGUCGCCUUCUCCUCGGUCCUCCAGAGAACCUCACUCUUUACUUCCAAACUCUACUGUAUUAAUGACUACGGGAGGGAUAUCCAGGACAUUCGACGGAAGGAAUUCGAAGUCAACCGGAAGAUAAUCGACAGCCCUGUCCCCUUGCUGGUGUACGACAAUGGUGAAAACGUGGUGGUCAAGCAAACGAAGGAGCCCGAGGAAUGGAAGUUGAUGGGGAAGAAAUCAAUGGAACUGGAUUUUGAAUUGGUUUGGCAUUCCUGCAAUCCAAACUGUGCGUUCGCAUACAAGCCACAAUCGACAGAUAUCGGAGAAAUAGUUGUCGAGUAUACGUGCCAUCAAACCAAACACGAAGAAACCAAGUCCAGCAUUCAAAUUGUCGCUGAAGCACCAAAGUUUCUCCCUGCUCCUUUUGACAAAAAGCAGAGUGAAAUGACCAGAAAUUUAAUCGUUUGUCUUGACCCCGCCACCGACAAUAACAGCGACUGGCGCGGCCUGGCGGAGAAGAUGGGCAUGAAAUUUGACAAGAUUCGUUGGAUCGAGGAACAGAGUGGCAGCGCUACCGAACUACUACUGAAGCUUUGGAUGGACGAGGGGAGACCACUGGAAGAGCUGAGGAGUUUGUUGUUAGAAAUGAACAGAGACGACGCUGUGUCAGUCAUUGAUAAAUAUCAGAAAGGGGACAAAUUUUGAAAGCGAUGCUUCAAAGCUCUGCCAUGAUUCGCAAAGGCUUGCAUGCCAUCUCAGACCUUGAGGUCAUGAAAUCUUGGUCGAGUUUAAUUCUGUUUAAUACUAUGUAUUCCUUUUGUAAAAUCAAGACUGAGAUCAUAAUUAAACCCGUGUUAGAUUGUA
Molecule: messenger RNA, 2119 nt
Organism: Magallana angulata
Lineage: Eukaryota; Metazoa; Mollusca; Bivalvia; Ostreida; Ostreidae
Product: UNC5C-like protein
Exons: 6
Coding region: 242-1960 (572 amino acids)
Biological process (GO): netrin-activated signaling pathway
Cellular component (GO): membrane
Molecular function (GO): protein binding; netrin receptor activity
Source: RefSeq, a predicted model, not a curated record